This is a messenger RNA of Paramecium tetraurelia, 563 nucleotides long. RefSeq lists its product as uncharacterized. Gene Ontology annotation, cellular component: actin cytoskeleton; Arp2/3 protein complex. NCBI's taxonomy places the organism in Eukaryota, Ciliophora, Oligohymenophorea, Peniculida, Parameciidae. The transcript has 4 exons. Gene Ontology annotation, biological process: actin filament polymerization; Arp2/3 complex-mediated actin nucleation. The record is from RefSeq and is a predicted model, not a curated record. Gene Ontology annotation, molecular function: actin filament binding.
AUGGCAGCAGUUCAAGUCUAUUCAGAUGCAAUCAGAAAAACACUAGAAGCUACAUUAUGCUUGAGAGCAUUCCCCUCAGAAAUCAUUGAAAAGCAAAGCAAACCAGAAAUCGAAUUGAAUGGUUAUUCAUCAAAAACCAGACAACUAGUUCUGUCACCCAUAUAUCUGUGCAGAAGUGAAAAGGAGAAAUGUGUUAUUGAGCCUUCAAUUAAUUCAACAAGAAUCAGCUUCUCAAUUAAGGCUCUAGAUGAAGUAGAUAGAUUGAUAGGUGAAAAAUUUGCCAAAUAUUUGGCAGUCAGAGCCGAUUAUUUUGAAAUUUUAAGAAGGAAACCAAUUCCAGGAUAUGACAUAAGUUUCUUGAUUUUGGAUUCUCAUUUAGAAAAAUACAAUGUUCAAGGGAUUAUUAAUUUUAUUAUAGAUUAUGUGGAAAAUAUUGAUAAGGAUCUAAGUGACAUCAAAUUGAAUAUAAACACUUAAGCAAGAAUUACGGCUGCUUGCUUUGUAGGAGGAUUAGCAAAUUAAUGAGUAUUAAAUAAAAAAUUAUAUAUAAUCAGUUGAUCAAA